AAUGAGCUGCCCAACUACCUGCAGAUGCAAAAAGAGAAGAAAUUAUCAAGAUUUUUCGAGGCGCUGUUUCCAAAGUGGUUCAAUGACUUUCCAGAAGAGGUAGAGCUAAACAGCAGCGCACCUUGUGUUGAGAACACUGGUAUUGAUGAAUGUGGUGGAGCUACUAUUGACUCUAUGAACGAAACAGUCCAGCCGGAUCUUACAAACAUAUCUGAAUCCGCCGAACAAGAAGAGACAAUUGGGAAUGGUUUCGGAAUAAUUCAAAGGGAAAAACUACACCUGGCAGUAGCUCAACCGGUAAAGCCCUAUCUGCACUACUUGGUCAGCGUGCAAGAGGCACUCGAGACCUCAAAGAGGGUUGAAGUGUAUUCUAAACUUCACUAUGAGUCGAAAGUUAAACCAUUGGUGUCUGACGCACUUAAAAAUAAUCCCGUACAACCUGCACAAAGGCUUAGUGCAGUCCGGCAGCACACCACCGAUUGCUUUGCGGAUGAGUCGGAAGAAGUCAAAAAAGAAAUUCGGGAGGAGACUGCACGUCUUAAUGCUGCCAGAAGAUUGGGAGAUGUUGUGGGACAGGAUUCGAGAACGAAAGAAGAAGUUUAUCAUGCAAUUCAAGAGCUACCAAUCCUUCUAGGUCAAAUAUUCGAGGACCUCUCAAUAUUGACGGGCGGAUGGCACUACACCCUUGUCAUGGGUGGAGUCGACCCAAUGUGUGAAGGCGACAUUAUGACAUUAAGCUACCACCACGGUAAAACUGCAGAUGGUCUGAGCUUCAAGGCAUGCACGCCGAACUUCCAUGACCAGUAUUUGUUACCCUUCGAACGACACCUUGGGCGCGUCUAUGGCGCAUCUUCAAAGCUGCCGGCGGCUCCCUCAUCCACCCCAACCUCACCUCACCUUCCACCUGGCCUGAUCUCACUGGAUGAGGCUUUGGACGAGUCCUCACUCAGAGAUCACCAUCCUUCUGUGCUUGAUCCCUCUCUGGACUUCAAUGCACUUGCAGGAACGAAUGGACAUGGUGAAUGGUUGAUGCGCACUAGUAGUAGUGACCCAAACCCCAUCACAUCUCCUCACAACACGACAGACAAUCCAAUCACCGCUUGGAGAAAGUCAACAGCGCUCAAUGAAGACCCGCUACCACAUCCCCCACCUUUAAUCGCACUCAAUGGCCCAGGUGUCAGAGCAGCUGAUCCAUCAGUCGAGGCUAUCCCUCCUUACAUACUUCAUCCGUCGUCGUCGUUUGACACCACCCGUCUUGCCCCAGCCUGCUUCGCUCUUGGCCGAGAAAAUGAAUAG
Molecule: messenger RNA, 1296 nt
Organism: Suillus subalutaceus
Lineage: Eukaryota; Fungi; Basidiomycota; Agaricomycetes; Boletales; Suillaceae
Exons: 5
Source: RefSeq, a predicted model, not a curated record